Messenger RNA from Quercus lobata, 2093 nucleotides. RefSeq names its product chitin elicitor receptor kinase 1-like. Gene Ontology annotation, molecular function: transmembrane receptor protein kinase activity; ATP binding. Lineage: Eukaryota; Viridiplantae; Streptophyta; Magnoliopsida; Fagales; Fagaceae. Gene Ontology annotation, biological process: protein phosphorylation; innate immune response. The record is from RefSeq and is a predicted model, not a curated record. The transcript is spliced from 14 exons. Bases 18 to 1814 code for a protein of 598 amino acids.
AAAAAAAAUUCAAGUUUAUGGGUAGGCUUGUGAUGUUGGGGAUGCGGGUGGCGGCAGUGGUGGUGCUAGGUUUGGUAGUCUCACCUGGUGAGUCACUGACCUGCACAUCACAGAAUUUCACAGACAAGGUUUACGCCAACUGCACCGAUCUUCCAUACCUGGGUGCCUAUCUAUACUGGAAUUACAAUGCCUCCAGUGCCACACUGUCGAUAGCCUUCCUGGCCAAUCCACCCCAAGCCGAUGGCUGGGUGUCGUGGGCCAUCAAUCCCUCAUCCACCGGGAUGCUUGGAUCCCAGGCCCUGCUGGCCUACAGACCCAACAGCUCCAUCCCGACCGUAAAAACCUACAACAUCAGUUCCUACAACUUCUCGUCGUCCGGGACCAAGCUGUCGUACGAUGUGUCGAACCUCAGCUCCUGGUUUUCCGACUCGACUAUCAUGAUCUUCGCCACUUGGAGGCUCCCGGAGAAGACUGAGAAGGUGAACCAUGUUUGGCAAGUGGGUCCCGUUAGUCAAGGAGUCCCUGGGCCCCACUUAUUAAAACGUGAAAAUCAUCUAUCCAGUGGGGUUCUACAACUUCUGCCGUCGUCGGGUUCUACAGAUCAAAACGGAACAUUUCCACCAGCACCAGCACCACAAACAGAUCAAAAUGGAACAUUUCCACCGCUACACACAGAAGGUAUUUCAAGUGGAGCCAUUGCUGGCAUGUCUAUAGCAGCAGUUGCUGGAGCAUCUAUUUUGGCAUUUUGUCUGUAUGUGGGGGUAUAUGGAAGGAAGAAGAAGAAGGAGGAGGUUGUGGAGAUAUCAACUCUCCUUGCAAUAUCCCAACACCAGUAUGUUCAACAUAGACAUGGUAUUACCAUGGACAAAUCUGUUGAGUUCUCAUAUGAAGAGCUUGCAAAAGCCACUGAUGACUUCAGCCUGGAUAAUAAGAUUGGGCAAGGUGGCUUUGGAUCUGUCUACUAUUCAGAAUUACGAGGAGAGAAAGCUGCAAUUAAGAAGAUGGAUAUGCAAGCAUCUGAAGAAUUUAUUUCUGAACUGAAGGUUUUAACUAAUGUUCAUCACUUGAACCUGGUUCGCUUAUUAGGAUAUUGCGUUGAGGGCUCCUUUUUCCUAGUUUAUGAGUAUAUCGAGAAUGGCAACUUAAGUCAACAUCUGCACAGCUCAGGAAGGGAUCCAUUGCCAUGGUCUACUAGAGUGAAAAUUGCAUUGGAUUCUGCAAGAGGAAUUGAAUACAUCCAUGAGAAUACCGUUCCAGUCUACAUCCACCGUGAUAUUAAAUCAGCAAAUAUACUGAUAGACAAGAACUUCCAGGGAAAGGUUGCAGAUUUUGGGCUAACAAAAUUGACUGAAUAUGGAAGUGCUUCGCUGUACACACGUCUAGUGGGUACAUUUGGAUACAUGGCUCCAGAAUAUGCUCAACAUGGUAAGAUUUCCCCAAAGAUAGAUGUAUAUGCUUUUGGAGUUGUCCUCUAUGAACUAAUAUCAGGCAAGGAAGCUAUUGUCAACACAGAUGAAUAUGUUCCUGAAUCAAUGGGACUUAUUGCUUUGUUUGAAGAUGUACUUAGCCAGCCUGACCCAGAAGAAGAUCUUCAUAAACUUGUGGACCCUAGACUUGGUGAUGAUUACCCGUUUGACUCUGUCCAGAAGCUGGUCCAGCUUGCCAAAGCUUGUACACAAGAAAAUCCUCAACUAAGGCCAAGCAUGAGGUCUAUAGUGGUUGCACUAAUGUCGCUUUCAUCUUCAACUGAGGAUUGGGAUUUUGGUUCUUCCUAUGAAAAUCCUGCUGUAGUCCAUCUAAUGACAGGAAGAUAACCAUGAAGACUCAUGCUCAUUAGUGAUGCAUGCCUUGAUAAAUGAUAAGUGACCCCAUGAAGAAAAAGUCCUAAUUAACAAUUGUUUUGGAUAUGUCCAUCCUCUGUAAAUAUCUGUCAAUAAGUACCAUAGGUGAUUUGAGAGAAGGUGGAACAAAUGUAGAUAUUGUGUAGUAGUUUAUGUCAAUUUGUCUUCAGUUUUUCAAGAUUUUUCUGUGCCACCAUUCAUUGUGAGUUUUUUACCUGGUGUUUAUACAUCUUUGCUCAGCAUAUUAAUUCA